AUGCCCCUACUUCGUCUAGUCCGGGACCGAAGGGGCACUGGAGGGAGCUGCUCGGACCGAUGCGGCCGAACUGCAGCGCGAUCGGCAGGGAGCGCGGCGCAUCGGGCCGCGUCGCGGCUAGUUCCCGGUAAGUGCGGUCCCGAGAGCGCUGCGCGCGGAGAGGCGUGGAGAGGGGGCUGGGCGCCGAGGACGUCUGGGUCCCGCGCCCAAUGGCUGGGGGGCGCCCCCACGCCGAAGAGCUCUAACUCUGCCUGCUUGUUUCUCUGGCCCCAGAGAGGUGGAGAAGAGCGGGUGUUUGAGAAAGAAGAGGAGGAAGAUGAUGAAGAGGAGGAGGAGGAGGAGGAGGACAAUGUGUCAGAGGGCUCAGAAGUGCCUGAGAGUGACCGCCCCGCAGGUGCUCAGCACCACCAGAUUAAUGGAGAGCGGGGCCCUCAGAGUGCUAAGGAGAGGGUCAAGGAGUGGUCGCCCUGUGGACCCUACCAGGGCCAGGAUGAAGGGCGGGGACCAGCACCUGGCAGCUGCACACGCCAGGUCUUCUCGAUGACAGCUACGAAUAAAGAAGGGGGAUCAGCUUGUGUUGCGGCUGCUCCAGAUUCUCCAUCUCCUGUGCCUUUGCCCCCAGGAAAACCAGCUCUACCUGGGGCUGAUGGGACACCAUUUGGCUGUCCUCCUGGGCGCAAAGAGAAACCGAGUGACCCAGUGGAGUGGACGGUCAUGGAUGUGGUGGAAUACUUCACCGAGGCAGGUUUCCCAGAGCAGGCCACUGCUUUUCAGGAGCAGGAAAUUGAUGGCAAGUCUCUGUUGCUCAUGCAACGGACAGAUGUGCUGACUGGCCUGUCCAUCCGCCUGGGCCCAGCCCUGAAGAUCUACGAGCACCAUAUCAAGGUGCUUCAACAAGGCCACUUUGAGGAUGACGACCCUGACGGUUUUCUAGGCUGAGCACCAGCCAGUCUUGCCCCUCCCCAGCCAGUCAGGAGCUGGAUGUGGGGACUCCUUCAACCUUCCUAACAGACUGUUUCCCCCUUUUCUCAUCACAUCCCUACCUUAGUACAUCCCUCUCCACAGAGGUGGAGUGUGGGGUAGUUGGACUUGGUUGGCUCAUUACAGGGGCCACCCUUUCUCCCCAACCCCAAACAUUUUUGAAAAAAAAAGGGGGGGGAGUUUCCUGUGGCCCCCAAACCCUCUUCAGUUCAGCCAGAUGUAUCUUAUAUACGUGUUUCGUUCUGCCUGUCCUUCUGGUGGUGGGUUUUCCCCGUCCACCCCCGGUGCCCUCCCCCACACCUUGACCUCCAACCUCUGGAGAACAGGUGAGGUAAGGGACCUUGGGUCCCCUGGCUCCUUUCCUUUCUGUCUGUCCAUCGUUGCUCCACCUGGCUGUAUUGCUUUUUAAUAUUGCACCGAAGGUUUUUUAAAUAAAACUUUAAAAAAAAAAAAAAACUAG
This is a messenger RNA of Cricetulus griseus (Chinese hamster), 1441 nucleotides long. The record is from RefSeq and is a predicted model, not a curated record. Lineage: Eukaryota; Metazoa; Chordata; Mammalia; Rodentia; Cricetidae.